AUGUCCAGCGCGCUGGUCGUCCGGCCGCUGGUCGUGCGCUUCACGGACGCGCAUACGGACGAUGCGCACUUAGACCUGAUAUACGAGCAGCGCUACGGCGACGCAAAAGAGUGGCCCAACCUCCACGAAGAGACCGUCGCCGAGCUCAAAGACGUGCUGCGUGCGGGGCACCCCGAUCGCGCAGAGCGGCGCCUGCGCCUCAUUCACUUUGGGCGCAUCCUCCCGAACGGGGUGCACCUCGCAUCCUACCUGGACUCGAUUGUGCAGAUGCAAGAGGCAGACACGUCCGAGGCCGUCUUGGAACAUGUGACCGUGCACGUCGAACCCCGCAUCGAUGGGUCCUACGUCCUGCGGCGGCCGAACGAGGCGGCAGAGACCAUGAGCAGCAAACAGUGGGGCAAGCAGCGCGCAGAAGUGUGUGGAGACGAGCAGUCGCUGCCGCCGUCCGGCUUUGCGUCGCUCGAUGUACUGCGCCUUCCGGCGGCGUACUUGCAAUGCUCGAUCGGCGCGCAGGGCGCCGAGGAGCCGGAGGAGGAGCAGACCGAGCUCCCGCGCACCGAUCCCGAGCCGCGGGGCUUUGACCGCCUGCGGCACACGGCCGGCAUGUCGGCGAUGGAUAUCCAGAUCAUGCGAGAGCAUUUCCACCAGCGCUCGGGCCUCUCGAUGGCGCGCAGCGGCGACUUGGUGCGCCGCCAGGAAGAGGACGAGCUUGCGUACACGCUCGAGGAGCAGUGGAUCGACAAUAUGGGCGAGACGCCCGAGGCGCUCGUCAACGCAAAUGCGUCGUCGACCCGCCUCUCGGUCCUCCAGGGACUGCUCAUCGGCUUCUUCUUUCCGCUGCUGCCCCUCUUUUUUGCGUACGGCCAUGGCGCGGUGCGCUGGCCACGUCCGCCGCAGCAGGCGCAGCAGGACGAGGAGAUGGAGCGCCUCUUUGGCCUCGCCAACGUCCUCUCGGAGCUGCGGAAUCGCCCGACGGACACGCAAGGGCCGCCCACGGCGCAGGACGCCGCGCUGCGCAACGAGGCGCAGCAGUCAGCCAAUGCACUCCUCUCGCUGAUUGCACGCCGGAGCCGCGCGCCGGCAGCGCGCGACGCCGACGACGACGACGACGACGACGAGGAAGAGCUGCCGUCCGAAGGCGGCACCGAGGCGCCGCCCGUGCCGCGGCGAGGCCCCUCGGCGACGUACGGCCGCUACGUCAUCUUCUCGCCUUAUACCCACAUCGCGAUCCUGAUUGGGUUCGUGAUCAAUAUCGCCCUCGGCCUCUUCCGUAUGCUCUGGUGA
This is a messenger RNA of Malassezia japonica, 1284 nucleotides long. RefSeq lists its product as uncharacterized. Lineage: Eukaryota; Fungi; Basidiomycota; Malasseziomycetes; Malasseziales; Malasseziaceae. Gene Ontology annotation, cellular component: endoplasmic reticulum; Dsc E3 ubiquitin ligase complex. The transcript has a single exon. Bases 1 to 1284 code for a protein of 427 amino acids. The record is from RefSeq and is a predicted model, not a curated record.